This is a messenger RNA of Poeciliopsis prolifica (blackstripe livebearer), 3691 nucleotides long. RefSeq names its product solute carrier family 1 member 3a (gene slc1a3a). The record is from RefSeq and is a predicted model, not a curated record. The transcript has 10 exons. Gene Ontology annotation, cellular component: plasma membrane. The coding region runs from base 266 to 1876 and encodes 536 amino acids. NCBI's taxonomy places the organism in Eukaryota, Metazoa, Chordata, Actinopteri, Cyprinodontiformes, Poeciliidae. Gene Ontology annotation, molecular function: glutamate:sodium symporter activity; neutral L-amino acid transmembrane transporter activity; L-glutamate transmembrane transporter activity. Gene Ontology annotation, biological process: D-aspartate import across plasma membrane; L-aspartate import across plasma membrane; L-glutamate import across plasma membrane.
UUGCUGGCUGCACAGUCUGCUCAUAGCCAAAGGACCCCUCUCACACCGAUCCAAGCUUUAAACCUGACCUUUUCCCUGGAAAACUCAGACAUUCUUCCACAGGACCUUAUUGCUCAAACCUAAAGGUAACUACUAAUCCUUUUACCAAAGGAGAGGACACUCAGGAGCAACAGGACUUUAACCUAGUCAUCAGCGCAUCGAUAGUGUUUUCAUCACUGCCAAGGCCUGCUUGGGAACAGCAGCUCUGCAGAUUCCAGCCACAAAUAUGACUCAAAGCAAUGGAGAGAAUCCACAAAGGAGCCGCAGUGGUCUUCACCAAAUCCGAGCCGGGAUCCAGUCCAGGUCGUUGCUCGCCAAGAAGAGAAUGGAGAACAUCAAGAAGGACGAAGUGAAGGGGUUCUUCAUGAAAAAUGCUUUUGUCAUUCUAACCAUCAUUGCUGUCAUUACAGGUAUAAUCCUGGGAUUUUCUCUGCGUCCAUACAAACUGUCUUACCGUGAAGUGAAGUACUUCUCCUUUCCCGGAGAGCUGUUGAUGAGAAUGCUCCAGAUGCUGGUGCUGCCACUGCUAGUCUCAAGUCUUAUCACAGGUAUUGCCUCCCUGGAUAGACGGGCUUCUGGUAGAAUGGGCAUGAGGGCAGUGAUCUACUACACUACCACAACUUUGAUUGCUGUGUUCAUCGGUAUAGUCAUGGUGCUUAUUAUUCACCCUGGAAAGGGAUCCAAGGACGAGUUCACCAAGCAGCAACAGAUAGAGCAGGUCAGCCCUGCUGAUGCCUUUCUGGAUCUUAUCAGAAACAUGUUUCCUCCAAACCUUGUGGAAGCUUGCACCAAACAGUUCAAGACGCAAUAUGCCAAGAGAGUAAUCAAUGUGACUGUUACGGUGAACAACACAAUAUUCCUCCAAAAUGGCAGCCAACAAAUAGCCCAAGAGGAGAUGAUUCCAGUACCAGGAUCAGUGAAUGGGAUUAAUGCCCUGGGCUUGGUGGUGUUCUCCUUGUGCUUUGGUCUGAUCAUUGGGAACAUGAGGGAACAAGGACAACCCCUCAGAGACUUCUUUGACUGCCUCAAUGAGGCCAUCAUGAGGCUAGUUGCCAUCAUAAUGUGGUAUGCCCCUGUUGGUAUUUUGUUCCUCAUUGCUGGUAAAAUUGUGGAGAUGGAUGACAUUUCAGCCAUGGGCGGCCAACUGGGAAUGUAUACAGUAACAGUUAUUAGUGGCCUGCUCAUCCACGCCAUCAUAGUCCUCCCAACGCUGUACUUCGUUAUCACCAGAAAGAAUCCCUUUCUAUUCAUUGCUGGACUGCUGCAAGCUCUUGUUACUGCCCUUGGAACAUCGUCUAGCUCUGCCACAUUACCCAUCACUUUUAAAUGCCUGGAGGAAAACAACAAGGUAGACAAGCGUGUGACUCGUUUUGUUCUCCCUGUCGGAGCCACCAUAAAUAUGGACGGAACAGCUUUAUAUGAGGCCCUGGCAGCCAUCUUUAUUGCACAAGUCAAUGAUUAUGACCUUAACUUUGGACAGAUUCUCACCAUCAGCAUCACAGCCACAGCAGCCAGCAUCGGUGCAGCUGGAAUACCUCAGGCAGGCCUGGUUACCAUGAUUAUAGUACUAACAUCUGUAGGUCUUCCCACAGAUGACAUCUCACUGAUCAUUGCUGUUGAUUGGUUCCUUGAUCGAUUGCGCACCACUACCAAUGUCCUUGGUGACUCCAUUGGAGCUGGCAUUGUAGAACAUUUGUCUCGCCACGAGUUGAGAGUCAACGACCUAGAGUUGGGCAACCAGACGAUUGACCAGCCAGAAAAAAAGCCAUACCAUCAAAUUUCCCCAGAGAAUGAAUAUGAAAAUGAGAAGCCCACUCCAGAUGACACUAAAAUGUAGUGGCAAGAUUUCUACCCUUUCUUUCUGAAAAUGUAUUGCGUUGUACUGCAUCAUAUUGUCUGAUAAGACCUCUUGAAUUCUCACAAGAAAGUUUGUUUUUUUCAAUGCACUUAUAUGUCAUGCCUGAACAUAUUUCAGGCCAAAUAAGCUCUACUAAUGUGUGAUGCUCCUCUUUUCACCCUGCAGACUGGAAACAAUCUGUGGUCAAGUUGGCUGUGCAGAUGGAUACACUGAAAAAAAAAAAGUCUGUAAUUUAUGGUAAAAUACUGGCAACUAAAUUUUAACCACCACUGCCAGCAUUUUACCAUAAAUUAGAGACAUUUUUUACAGUGUAGAACAAAAAUCCAUAAUGAGAUACAUAACUAGAAUAGCCUGGCUGCUGUUUAGCUAUCUGUGGCCUUCAUUCUAUAUUUCCCACUUCGCUAUAUGUAAUGACCAUCGUCAUUCACUAGAGGGAGGUAUUUCUGUUAUUUUAAACUCUUAAAUAAUACGUACGUAGCUCAUCAGAGUACAUAGUAAUGACUGCUUUGAGAUUGUUGUUGAGUAACUGCUGAUUUAUAUGAAAUCUUAAUGUAUAGCUAUAGUAUGCUAACUUACCAAACUCUUUGUGGAAAAAGGUUGUUUUUUUUUCAAACCCCUGCACAAACACAUGUGGCUUCAACUGCUUUGUACAUAUUUUAGAUUUAUUAGGGAGGGUACGCUCUAUAAUUAGGAAUAUAUUGAUUUGGGUCUCAACUGACCAAAGCAGUAAGUGUUGCUGUAGUCGUAAUAGAAACUAUAUUUUUUUGUACACAUAACCAGAAUUAGAUUUUAUCAAAUACCCUAUGAGUGUGUUUUUGUUAUACAGCUUCCUCAACCAGUGGUUACAGUCAACUAAUACAAAACUGCUCAGCCAAUCAUAUUCAAGGUCAAUUUACCUGACUUUGCUUAGUAUGUUAUGGAUUAUUAACCCAAGAGGUAAAGCCAUUCAUGUUUUACCAAAAAUAAAACAAAAGAAAGCAUAAUUUCAAUCUAAAUUUACUCAAAUAUGUAAAUAAUCCAAAGACUACAGUGAUGUUUUGUAGAAAACACGCUUUAAGCUUUUAUUUCUCAGAUUAAAUAAGAACACAAAAUUUGGGGCAUUUCAAAGAUGAAAGGUGUCUUUCUUUGUGUGCUAUUUACUUUGCAAUUUUGUUUUACAAAUUACCAGCUUGUGUCUUCUCAAUAUGUGAUAAUAUGAUGCAACAUAAAUGCAUGAAAGUUUCAUCAUAUUUCAAUGGCUUUGAAUAGCAAGGAGAUGGUAGAAUAUAUAUAAAAAAAUAUUCUGUGUUGCAUCUAUUUUCAAGCUCAUGUUUCUCAGCAAAAGCUGAUAGUGAUUUUGUCUGGUUUAACUAUGCUCCCUGUUAAACACAUUCAUUUUCAGCUGCAUUUUUAAUUUGUCUGACUUGCUGUUUCUUCAUCUACUCAUUGAAUAUAUGGAUUUGCAUUUUUAUAGUAGAUAUUUUGUAUAGAAGAUCAUUUCAGAAAUAGUGUACUUUUAUGAAGACCUGUAGAUAAAUGUGUAAAAGAAUUUUGGAUUCAAAUUGCUAUGUAUGUGUUUUUUGAGGAUUGUAUAAAUACAGAAAAUGUAACUACAUUCUUCUUUAGCCUUAUGACCAAUUUGUAAUUACAUUAAACACUCAAGGGAAUUGAAAGGUUUGUUUGUUUACAGUUGCUGAUGACUCAUUUGGUACAAAUGCUUCUUCUCAUGCUUUCACUUGUAAACAUAUUUGAUUAGAUAGCUGUAGUUCUGACUUGCAUGUCAUAUUUUUAUUAAAAAUAUAAAUGAGCAAAUAA